AUGGUUGUUCGUGGUAAAUGUCCCAUGGCAGAAGUAUCCGCUUUCAUCAAUAAUCCAACAAUUACGAAAACGAUGACUAUCCAUGGUAAAUAUAAUUUACCAACGGAUGGAAUAGAUAAUAGUACUGUACUAACUGGAGCAUAUGUGCCAAUGAUGUGCAAUAGUGGAUAUGUACAUACAGGCGGUCAGCUUAAUAUAACAUGUAUUGAUGAUGCGUGGACUACGUUUCCCACAUGUGUUUCGAUUACUGCCCACGAUUCACAUAUGAUGGCUUCCUCAUCUAUAGUUAAUACUGUACCUUGUGCACUAGAUCACACAACAUUUAACAUUACAAAUGGAUAUUCUCCUAAUGCGUCAUUAACACCUAUGCCGAGAUGGAUUCGAUUUGCAUGCAUGGUUGGUUAUACACUUGAUCCAACAAUUGGCGAAUUAUAUACUUGUAAUAAUGGUGUUUGGUCUACUAAACCACGAUGUUUAAUAACUGGUCGAUGUUCAUUAUCUGAAUUGACAAACUUUCUAUCGAAGGCAAAUGGUUUACAAACUACUAAUCAAAGUCAAUUAAUGCCAGCUUCACAAGAAAAAGACGUCGUAGCAAAUGGUUUACAAACUACUAAUCAAAGUCAAUUAAUGCAAGUUUCACAAGAAACUGAUGUCGUAAUUAGUGGUUCUUAUAUUGUGACGAUUUGUGUGGAUGGUUACAAAAAUAUGGGUGGGAAUUUAAAUAUAACAUGUUCUGCAACUGGUUCAUGGAGUCUUUUUCCUAAAUGUGUUAUGAAUGAUGGCAAUAGUGGUUCUCCGACUGGUCCUGCAGUACCUCCAGGAACUAGUCGAUGUUCAUUUUCUGAAUUGCGAAACUUUCUAUCGAAGGCAAAUGGUUUACAAACUACUAAUCAAAGUCAAUUAAUGCAAGUUUCACAAGAAACUGAUGUCGUAAUUAGUGGUUCUUAUAUUGUGACGAUUUGUAUCGAUGAUUAUAGAAAUAUGGGUGGUAAUUUAAAUAUAACAUGUUCUGCAAGUGGUUCAUGGAGUCCUUUUCCUAAUUGUGUCUUAAGUGCAGCGACAACAAUUUCUUCUUCGAAUAGUGGAUCUCCGUGUAAUUACAAUCCGAGUCUAUUGACUAUACCGAAUGGUGCUGCAAGUUCUUCGAAUGGUCUUAUGUCGCCGACUACUAGUCAAGCUGUAUCUGGAGCAUAUAUUAGUUAUAUGUGUACGCCAUCAUAUAAACUUGUAGGUAAUUCGAUGAUAACAUGUACAAAUGGAGUUUGGUCACCACAACCUGCUUGUGUCGCGUCUAGUUCAGGCAGUCAAACGUCUGUAAAACCAUCAGCAAAAUGUACCGAGAUCCCAUUUGUUGGUAAUAGUGAUAUAUUAUCGGCAACACCUAUUCAAAUUUCUAAUAAUAUAUCUCGAAGAAAAGUUGAGUUCAAAUGUAAGCGUGGAUAUACAUAUGCAAGUACAUCAGGUCAACUUGUAGUAUGGUGUACGAAUGGUGUGUGGGAUCGACUUCCUGUUUGUGCACCGAGUCCUGCUUGUUCAAUCAAUCAAUUACAAUCAGCACUUAUUAAUGUAGUACCAGUAUCAAAUUCACUUAAGGUCGGUAAUGGUGGUAUUCUUGCUGAUGGUUGGAUUCAACUUCGAUGUGCACAUGGUUAUGCUCUUAGAUCAUUACCUAGUUCUCUGAAUAUUACAUGUCUUUCGACAGGAGCAUGGUCACAAUUCCCUGUUUGUCUUAAAUAA
Rotaria sordida is the source of this 1737-nucleotide messenger RNA. The record is from the annotation of a GenBank genome assembly. Lineage: Eukaryota; Metazoa; Rotifera; Eurotatoria; Philodinida; Philodinidae.